AUAUUGAAAUUCUAAUUGUUGUUUUUACUAUAUUUAUUUACAUGGAAAAUAAUUUUAUUAUUUUGUAUUUAUAUCUUUUUAUAGUAUAUAAUGUAGCGGGUAUUUAAUUAAUAAGCUCUAUGAUAUGCUUUAGAAAGUUCUAAAAGUAAAGAAAAAAAUUGUGCAAAAUAACCAAAUUGUCCUCAUGCCUUAAGUGAGAUGAAAGAUAUUGCCCAUGUCCUUCAAACUUUUCCUACCCUCACUUUGUUUUUAAUAUUGCCUUGAAGUCCCUUGAUGUCACUGUGAUUCACUUUUCUAAAAAUCAAUUAUUCCUUUGUGAUUCCUCCAUGCAUUGGCUGAUUAAUGCGAAUCCGAAAAGCAUUACUUUAGCUGAGAGCAAAAAGCAGGUUGUAAACUAACUACUGCAAGUAUGGUUUCGGUGGAGUGGAUGGAUACUUAGGUUUGAGAUCCUAAGUAGGUUGGUAUAGGUUUAGUAUCCUUAACAACUUAAUUCUUUUAACCAUUGUCAAGAAAUUUGGUCGCGUUUUCCUCUUGAUAGCAUUCAUGUCAAGUAUUUCCCAUUCUGUAGUGCUUCCUCAUUCAUUCCUGGAUAAUUCGCUUUCUUUGCAUGUAUUUAGGUUUUUCCUUGACGGUAACAGGAUUAUGGCUUUGCUUGAACAUGACCCAUGACCAUUUAUAUAGCAAUUACUGGUGCAUUGGAAAAUUGAUGUCUCUGCCUAUGGACUUUCAAAGUUGCUCUAAUGCCAAACAUCUGCUUCGUAUGGGAGCAAUUAUAUUACUUAUGUUGUUCUGCAUCGGAGGCCUAAACUGGGGCAUGAAAAGCAUUUCUGUGAAAAUUGCAUGUACUGAAGCUAUCUGGGGCAUGAAAAACAGACAUUCUGACAUACCAUUUAAUACUUACGAGCUCAUGGUAUUUGGCAUUUAUAUGCUACAAUUUGUUUAUUUAAGUGAUGAAUCAGAGUUUUUCGUUGCCAUCUCAAUCAAUGAUCUAGCCUUUGGCACUGGAAACAGAACAAACCAAAUUAGAAAAUGGAUUUGUUUUUCAUCGGCAAGUGCUGGGAGAAUUUGUACCGGUGUUUUCUUUAGAUAUUACUGACCUUUUGCCCUUAGGUUUGUAUCCUACUUAUUUGGGGAAGCAUCCACAAUGUGUCAUUGCGUAAGUUGUAUGGGGCUGGUCUUACUAUUUGAUGACAACAAUGAGCGGAUGAAUAGAUUAUGGUCUUGGGAGUAAAAUGCACACAAUUAUAAUUGAUAGAAUUUAUGUGGUUAAUUUAGAAUUCUAACAGGAUUUUUCAUCUAUUGUUGAUACAUUUCACCCUCUGUUUUUUCAUUUAUCUGAGCUUGUGCUAGGAUAACAACACAACCCAUCUUUUGACUGUCACACUAUCCUAGCUCCAUUGGUAGCCGAUCUUUCAGCCUCACUUAACAGAUUACAUUGGUGUAUUUUUGUCUCGCUCUUCGGUUUCGAUCUCAGACAGGUAGAGUGAGCUUUUCUUUUGCUAAUGAUUUAAGGUAUGGAUUCCAUAUGGAAAACAGCAUUUUUUGGCAUCAUUCCUUGGCUGUUGU
Molecule: messenger RNA, 1566 nt
Organism: Asparagus officinalis (garden asparagus)
Lineage: Eukaryota; Viridiplantae; Streptophyta; Magnoliopsida; Asparagales; Asparagaceae
Exons: 2
Coding region: 608-1096 (162 amino acids)
Source: RefSeq, a predicted model, not a curated record